This is a messenger RNA of Musca domestica (house fly), 1401 nucleotides long. RefSeq names its product 26S proteasome non-ATPase regulatory subunit 6 (gene Rpn7). The transcript has a single exon. Bases 119 to 1288 code for a protein of 389 amino acids. The record is from RefSeq and is a predicted model, not a curated record. Gene Ontology annotation, cellular component: proteasome regulatory particle. Gene Ontology annotation, biological process: proteasome-mediated ubiquitin-dependent protein catabolic process. Lineage: Eukaryota; Metazoa; Arthropoda; Insecta; Diptera; Muscidae.
GUGCUCUUCUUCUUCUUGGCUGAUGAUUUGCGAUUUCAACCGAUUCGUUAUACUACACAAGUGCUGAGUAAAAGACAUUCUUGGAAGGAUUUCCUAAAAAAUAUAAACAAAUUUCAACAUGCCAGCAGAAAACUUGGAAGAGCAGGGUUUGGAAAAGAAUCCAAAUUUGGAAUUGGCACAAUAUAAAUUCCUGCUAACCUUGUCGGAACAUAAACAAGAUGCGGCUCUCAAAAACAAAUUACUGGAAGCCGUAAAAGCCGAUAACAUGGCACCAUACUACGAACACCUUUGUACUGAACUGGGUUGGACGGUCGACAAGGGUUUGUUGGACAAAAUGAAGGAGCAGAAUACGAAAGAUUUGGAGAAGCUUGACGAGGCCAUCGAAGACGCCGAGAAGAAUCUCGGUGAAAUGGAGGUUCGUGAAGCCAAUUUGAAGAAGUCUGAAUACCUGUGUCGCAUUGGAGACAAAGCUGCAGCAGAGUAUGCUUUCCGCAAAACCUAUGAAAAGACCGUGUCGUUGGGCCAUCGCUUGGACAUUGUGUUCCAUUUGAUUCGCUUAGGUCUAUUCUAUUUGGAUCACGACCUAAUAACCAGAAAUAUUGAGAAGGCUAAAUAUUUAAUCGAGGAAGGUGGCGACUGGGAUAGGCGCAAUCGUCUAAAGGUUUAUCAAGGCAUAUAUUCUGUCGCUGUAAGAGAUUUCAAAGCUGCUGCCACAUUCUUUUUGGAUACCGUAAGCACCUUUACUUCCUACGAACUAAUGGAUUAUCCCACUUUUGUACGUUACACUGUGUAUGUGGCUAUGAUAGCUUUACCACGAAACGAAUUGCGUGAUAAAGUUAUUAAGGGUGCUGAAAUUCAAGAGGUCCUUCACGGUCUGCCUGAUGUGAAGAACUACCUAUUUUCAUUGUACAACUGUCAUUAUGCCGAUUUCUUCAAGCAUUUGUCCGAAGUGGAAGUAGUACUCCGCAAAGAUUACCUUGCACAUCCCCAUUAUCGUUUCUAUGUGCGUGAAAUGCGCAUUUUAGCCUACACGCAACUGCUGGAGUCGUAUCGCUCCUUGACUCUUCAAUACAUGGCGGAAGCAUUUGGAGUAAGUGUGGACUAUAUCGAUCAAGAGCUUUCACGAUUCAUAGCUGCCGGACGGCUACAUGCCAAAGUAGAUCGUGUGGGAGGCAUUGUUGAAACAAAUCGCCCAGAUAGCAAAAACUGGCAAUAUCAGGCCACCAUAAAGCAGGGUGAUCUCUUGUUGAAUCGCAUACAGAAACUAAGUCGAGUUAUUAAUAUUUAAAGUUAAGAAUUUUGUACUCACCAACCGACCAUACUGUCAUGGAAAAAAAUAAGAAAACCUGUACACACACAUAAAUUACCCCAAAAUAAAAAAUUAAAAAUUUAUUUAAUAAA